This is a messenger RNA of Amorphotheca resinae ATCC 22711, 4482 nucleotides long. RefSeq lists its product as hypothetical. The record is from RefSeq and is a predicted model, not a curated record. The transcript is spliced from 4 exons. Gene Ontology annotation, molecular function: lipid binding. Lineage: Eukaryota; Fungi; Ascomycota; Leotiomycetes; Helotiales; Amorphothecaceae. The coding region runs from base 1 to 4482 and encodes 1493 amino acids.
AUGGCGUCCGCCACCGCCGAGAUCAAAGCCCAGGGCGCCGUUGAGAUGGCAAACGAUCCCAACACCUCCGUGACCGCUGAAGAUGCGCAGAAGAAGCUGGUGGAUGAGAGUCGAAGGGCUGGUGUCGCAGCUUUCACCUUUGAUCCGGACGCCAGUCCGGAGGAGAAAGCUGCCCAAGCUCGAGCGCGCGUGCCAGAAGGAUUCCAUCACGAGCACAAGUCGAAGGCCGUCGCUAUUGCUACAGAUCUCGACGAUGGCCAGCCGGGAGCGUAUGACCUUCCUUCGCCCACCACGGCUGGAGCUUUGGCUGCUGCCGCGCCGGGCAAGGACGAGACUGGGAAAUCAGUUACAGAUGCAGAUGACAAUGAGCGUUGGGUCGAGCGGACUGGUUGGGCGCCGAGAUUUGGUAACGGGGUUUUGGACGAGCCAACUGAAGGCGAGACCUUAGCAGACCACCAAACUUGGGUUGAGAGCAAGCUGGAUGAUAAGUUCUUUGGAGACUGGUACCAUAACACGGCGGUCAUCGUAUUUGCCUGCCUUGCCUCAUGGGUAGUGGCCACCUUAGGUGGUGGACUUGCCUGGGUCUUCAUAAUCAUGGCUAUUUGUGCCACAUAUUACCGAACCUCAAUCCGAAGGGUGCGACGGAAUUUUCGAGACGAUGUUCACAGAGAACUUGCCAUGCACAAGAUCGAGACAGACACGGAAAGUUUGGAGUGGAUCAAUAGCUUCAUGGCCAAAUUCUGGCCAAUCUUCCAGCCAGUCCUUGCGGAAACGGUUAUUAACUCUGUCGACCAGGUCUUGAGUACCUCGACUCCGGCUUUCUUAGACAGUCUCCGCAUGAAGACGUUCACGCUGGGCAGCAAGCCUCCGCGCAUGGAACAUGUUAAAACCUAUCCCAAAGCUGAUGAUGACAUUGUGCUUAUGGACUGGAAAUUUAGUUUCACGCCGAAUGAUCACGCAGACAUGACCGCCCGCCAGAUCAAGAACAAGGUGAACCCGAAGGUUGUGCUCGAAAUCAGAAUUGGCAAGGCAAUGAUCAGCAAGGGUCUCGACGUAAUUGUGGAGGACAUGGCUUUCUCUGGGCUCAUGCGCGUCAAGAUUAAGCUCCAAAUUCCUUUCCCUCAUGUUGAGAAGAUUGAGGUUUGCUUUCUGGAGCGUCCAACUAUCGAUUAUGUCUGUAAACCUAUUGGGGGUGAAACCCUGGGUUUCGACAUCAACUUCAUCCCUGGACUGGAAUCAUUCAUCUUGGAGCAAAUUCAUGCGAAUAUCGGCCCGAUCAUGUAUGCUCCGAAUGUCUUCCCUAUUGAAGUGGCCAAGAUGCUUUCCGGAUCUGCGGUCGACCAGGCCAUCGGUGUUCUGGCAGUUACUAUUCACGGGGCUCAGGGUUUAAAGAAUCCUGAUAAGUUUUCUGGAACACCUGACCCGUAUGCUGUUGUCUCGUUCAACAAUGGGGCAGAGCUGGCACAAACAAAGGUUAUCAAGGAAAACGCUAAUCCAAAAUGGAACGAGACAAAAUUCGUUAUUGUCACUUCGUUCAAUGACACCCUCACCUUGCAGAUAUUCGAUUACAACGAAUACAGAAAGGAUAAGGAGUUGGGCACUGCGAGCUUCCCUCUGGAAAGGGUUGAAGAAAUUACCGACUAUGAGAACGAACAACUUGAAAUAGUUUCCAAUGGCAAACCUCGUGGAGCUGUAGUUGCGGACAUUAGAUUUUUCCCGGUUCUUGAAGGGCGAGAGCUCGCUGACGGCAAGAAAGAGCCACCACCAGAAUCGAACACCGGUAUUGCUCGCUUCACAGUCGAACAGGCCAAGGAUCUCGAUGGUACAAAGAGUCUUAUCGGGCAGCUAAACCCAUAUGCGGUAUUACUUCUCAAUAACAAGGAGAUUCAUACCACGAGGAAGUUGAAGCGAACAAACAAUCCUAUCUGGGACAAUGGAUCCAAAGAAGUUCUCAUCACUGACCGAAAGUCGGCGAAGCUUGGACUGGUAAUCAAGGAUGACCGGGAUCUGGGUACAAAUCCUAUACUAGGUUCAUAUCAGAUCAAACUCGACGACAUGCUGCAGUUGAUGGAAAAGGGUCAAGAGUGGUAUAACCUUGCCGGCGCCAAAACUGGUCGCGCUAAAAUGACCUUGCAGUGGAAGCCGGUCGCACUGUCGGGUGUUGGUAGCGGUACUGGCGGGUAUGUCACGCCAAUCGGUGUCAUGAGAUUCCAUUUCAAGAAUGCUCGAGAUCUGCGCAACCUAGAAACUCUAGGCAAGUCGGAUCCAUAUGUUCGAGUACUUCUCUCCGGCGUAGAGAAGGGCCGUACUGUCACCUUCCAGAGCAACCUUGAUCCGGACUGGGAUGAAGUCAUCUAUGUGCCAGUACACAGCGUUCGAGAGAGGUUGGUACUCGAGGUCAUGGAUCAGGAGACGAUCAAUGCCGAUCGCAGUCUGGGGCUGGUAGAGGUUCAAGCCUCGGAUUACAUUUCCCAGGACGAAAAUGGCGAGUUCCUCGUGAAUGACGCCAAGGUUCCUCACGCGGCUCUUCUGCGUAUGCAUGGGAAGGGCUCACCGAGAGGUACCCUGAACUAUACAGCGGCAUUCUACCCUUGCCUGAACAUUGCCGAUCCAGAGGAUGAAGAGGAGAAGAAAUCGUUGGAAGCAGGUCGCAAAUCCGCCGACGACAACAGUCGCAAAUCCGCCGACAACGGUGAGCCAGCAGACGGGAAAGAUGCGGUAGCCACAACGAAUGGAAAAGUAGGGGACGACAGCACCGAGGUCGCUACUGCUGAGCAACAAGAGGAGACACCAAAAGAGAAGACACCUCCAAAGAUUCGGCUCACUCCCGAAGAGCUGGUCAAGUACGGGUCAGGUCUCAUCAUUUUCAAGAUUCUUGAUUGCGAGCUUACGCGCAGCAAUGUCCAUAUCGAAGUACUCAUGGAUGACAUGGCCUUCCCAUCUUACACAUCCUCAAUGGUGAGGUCCAAGAGGAUGGAGCUUGAUGAAAUCGGAGAUUGCUUCGUCCGAGAGCUUGAUUUCUCAAAGAUUACUCUUCGUAUUCGAGAAAAGGGGGAGAGCAAGGGUGACGAGAAGAAAGACAAUACCAUCGCCCGACUCACAGGAAACACGCUUGACACGCUCAAGCAAUGUCUUAACAACCCAACUAUCCUCAGGCUCAAGGAUGAGCAGGGCCAGACAAGCAGCAUCAAGGUCAGUUUGAAGUACAUUCCUGUCAAGAUGGACCUAGACCCAAGCGAGAGCAUCAACAACAUGGGCAAGCUCCGAGUUGACGUCCUCGACGCUACGGACCUCCCAUCAGCCGACAGAAAUGGGUACAGUGACCCCUACUGCAAGUUUGAUCUCAAUGGGCAUACGGUCUUCAAGACCAAGGUGCAAAAGAAGACAUUACACCCAGCCUGGAACGAAUUCUUCGAGGUUCCUAUCCCUUCGAGGACAGCCGCCAAGUUUACUUGCAACGUGUAUGACUGGGACUUUGGUGAAAAGGCAGAUUUCUUGGGGGGAGCAGACAUCAAUCUUGAAUCACUUGAUCCAUUCAAGGCACAGGAGUGCACUCUCAAGCUCGAUGGAAAGUCGGGAUCUGUUAGAUUGCGCCUCCUUUUCCGGCCAGAUUAUGUCACUCGUUCUCGACAGGGGUCGUCAACCUUCUCAGGCACGUUUGCCACCCCAGGAAAGAUUGUCACUGGUGUGGCUGGAGCACCUAUCAAAGGAGUCGGUGCGGCGGCACAUGGUAUCGGUAUAGGCGCGUCAUUUAUUCGACAUGGGUUUAAGAGCAAGAAGAACGAUGGCACCAACGGAUCAGGUACUGUCGACGCCGAGGGUCUCGAGGCAGCCAAUAGUGAUAGCGCCAGUUCACUCCAACGCUCUGGUGGGUUAUCCAUACCGCAGACAGAAAGCACGCUUCCUACCACACCUGUCACCCCUCCAGGAGGCACCAUUGGCUCCUCUCCACAUAGUCGGACGAAAAGUUUCGGCGGUUCCUCAGUACACAGCACAGCCGUGGGCACGCUCGCUCCUCCAACGGGCACUGCGCACUUCACCAUCAUCUCUGCGACGGGCUACCCUCCAUCAUCCAGCGUCAUGGUCUACGUAAAGCAAUUAGGACCAAAGCCGAAAGUCAUCCACAAGACUGAUCAUAUCAAGUCCUCGUCUGGAACGGUGAGCUUCGCCGAUAAGAAGGAGAACUUCAAGUGCGCAUGUUCAGCAGACACGCAAUUCCAGAUCCAAGUCAAGGGCCACAAUACAUUUGGAAGUGAUGAUGACCUUGGAGAGGCCUUGUUCUUCGUUGAUGAGUCUGGAACUGGUCAGGAGAAGGUUGUCAAAGCUGGUAGUGGGCAAGUCGUCGUGAAGAGUAACUUCGUUUACUCAGAGCAAAAUGGGAUGGCCGAUAGCCCGAAAGGCAGUGGUAUGUUGCGACGAAGUCUCCUGACGAAGAGGGAGAACGGGCGAACCAGUCGGGAUACUACCCCAACACCCCAGUAA